AGAUGGGGCAUGGGGGUUGCAUAAACGGUGCAACCAAGGUGUGGACGGUAUAAGCAUUGACUUGUUAGCGUGUGAUUCGGUUGGGCCGUUUCUCUUCUCUCCUUUCCAUUGCCAGAUCGCGAAGAAGAAAGAGGGGAGAUUUGGAGAGAAGAUGGCUUCGCCUGCGACGAUUCCCAUCUCCGCUCCUCAAUCCGCCGGCGGUCUCCAGCCUCAGACAGCGAUCGCGACUCCGGCCUUCCGCUCGUUCAUCUCCCGCCUCUCCUCCUCGAUCAGGCAAGGCUUCUCUCAGCGUCGGCCAUGGCUGGAGCUUCUGGACCGUUCUUCCUUCUCCCGGCCGGAUACUCUCUCCGAGGCCGCCUCUCGCGUCCGGAAGAACUUCUCCUACUUCCGCGUCAACUAUGUCGCCUUGCUCGCUUCCGUCCUCGCUUUCUCUCUCCUCUCGCAUCCGCUGUCUCUCGUCGUUCUCCUUUCGCUCCUCGCAGCCUGGUUCUUCCUCUACCUUUUCCGGCCGUCGGAUCAGCCGGUCGUCAUCUUCGGACGCACCUUCUCCGAUCGUGAAACGCUUGGGAUAUUACUCGUGUCCACUGUCGUUGUUGUGUUCCUCACCAGCGUCGGAUCCGUGCUCAUCUCAGCUCUCCUUGUCGGUUUGGCUCUGGUGUGCGUUCAUGGAGCUUUCAGGAUGCCGGAGGACUUGUUCCUUGAUGACCAGGAGCCCGCCAAUGCCGGAUUCCUCUCAUUCCUCGGUGGUGCAGCCUCCUCGGCAGCCGCUGCAGCUGCUCCUGCUGUUGCGUCUCGGGUGUAAUCCGAUCACACUUCAUUGGAUCUAAAGCAAGUGGAGAAUCCACAAAGGAGGUUCGUUUACAAUUCAACACGCACUUGGUUAAUUUUGGUUGCCUAUUCAAAUUUGAACAUGAUAUUCGAACUAGAAAAAAAAUGCCACUGACUUUGCGGGAUUUUGUUAGAUGUUCUUUGUCUAAUCUGGAUCUCUAUUUGUUUGCUAUCAUUCUCUUUGCAUUUGCAUUAUCAAUUCUGAUAGGGUUUGUAAUCUGCUAUUUCAAAUGGUUACCUUUUAAUAUGAAUCUCAGCUUUCAUUUCUCCC
This is a messenger RNA of Cuscuta campestris, 1099 nucleotides long. The record is from the annotation of a GenBank genome assembly. NCBI's taxonomy places the organism in Eukaryota, Viridiplantae, Streptophyta, Magnoliopsida, Solanales, Convolvulaceae.